AUGGACAACACGACGCUGCAUACUUUUCUUUUUCAAUGCCCGGCUGCACUCCGUAGUGUAGACUUGCUCGGGUCUUGGGACAACUUCUCAAAACGUUACAGCCUUCACCUUGAUACCCGAGGCGGACCCGGCACCUGGAAAGGUUGCUUCACUUUCUCCGACAUCUUCUGUGACGGUGAUCUCGACAUGCUAUCGCCGAAGCGAGACAGCCCAUUGAAGAUGGGGGGCACGUAUUGGUACUAUUACGAAGUCGACGGUGAUAAGGAAUGUCACAACCAUUCUCAGCCUUCAACGACGGUAUGCCCUCUAUUACCUGGACAGAGCCUCAAUGUGCUGGAGAUUCCGAUAGAAGAGCGCAACCGCAGCAGCUCUGAAAGCUCGACGGCAUUCACACGAAAUCCCAAAGAUAGAUUUCUGACGCCAGUUCCUCCGGGCAAGCCACUGCCCUCUCCUCGACCCGGAAGCUCAAACCGUGAAGCCUAUGCGUUACCUCUGCCUUCUCCAUGGGCUCCCAAGUCAGCCACGCAUGCUCCAGCGGACCAUUUCCUCUCACCAAGUGUGUCGCGACAUGCUCGAAGCGCAUCUGCGUCGCCAUUACUUCCGUCAACACCGCUCUUUAUGGACUUCAAAGACCUGAAAGAGAAGUUCGCUUCGAAGCGCGCUCGCUCAAGGUCGCGAAGUUCACCUGAUGUCAGAGAAAUGAAAAUCAGUGCGCCUCUUCUUAUAAGCACAACAGCGGACGGCGUGCUACCCACAUACCAAACCGUCCCACUUCGUUCUCCAAUGAACUUCUCUCGACCGCACAGAUCCACCCCUCCACCACUCUCGAUUCCAACCAUUACCAAAGACUUCUCGCCGCUUACAUCGCAUCCUGUGGACACUUUCACAGAUGCUCAGCCUUUUAUUGCAGAGCUGCCCGCAAAUGAGAUGUCUUUCCAACGCCGCCAGUCAUACAUGCCAUUAACUGUCGUCACUGAUGAGUUUGAUGUUGAGCCCGGUCGUCACCGAGCCAACUCCGCAGACACAAGACGAACGAAGCGCAGCCUUUAUGCAAAUGACCCUUGGGUGUCAUCACCAAGGUCCCAACAUGAAUUUGACAACGGUAUUCAGCAAGCAAGAGAGGUCCAGUUUUAUAAACCUGCACCAGUCUUGUGGCGACCAAUCCCCUCUCUAGCGUCACCAGCUGCAGACGAACGUCCUUCGUCGAGCCAUGGAGGGGUCCACAGCCAAACACUCCAUGAGAUGCCCCUUGAAAAGGGUCUGCCUGCUCUUCCGCGAUAUCUGACGCCUGCACCGUUGUUUGCGUGCAAUACGUACCCGUUAGAAGAGGCAACACCUAUUGAAGAGACAGAGGCAGAGGACACAGUCACUGAAGACAUCCUGCGGGCAUAUGAAGACGAGGAAGAACCAAUCGUCCAGAUAUCAGAGAAGCAGCGAAGUCACUUCUCAACAUGGAGCAGCUUCGACAGCUAUGUGACUUCUGACGAUGAAGGUGUCACGUCUCCCAUCUUCAGCUCCGCCACAAGCGUUUCAAGUGAUGCGGGCUCACCUCUUCGGCAAUCAGUCCAUUACUCCUUCGCCGAGCAUGCCUAUAGCAAGGCGUACGACACCACAACAAUCGAUGAAGUGGACGAGGACGACGAGGAAGAAGAAGUCCCCAGCCAUCGCAUCUCCACACCCCCACAACUGGAUCUCAACACUCUCCGCCUUUCUACAAUAUCCUUCAGCUCCGACCUCUUCAACCUCGACAUCCAACACGCCGAGGCCAUGCCCAGACGGCAGGCAGCCUGCUUCGGCUUCGGCUUCUCAGGGUACAGUCUGCCCGAAGACGCAACACGAAGCAAGGAAACCAUCCACAGCGAAGUCACCCUGCGUCCCAAGCGCAUCAGCGUCCAGCGUGAAAGCUCGACGAGCCAGCUGGACUUGCUUGUGGAUGGUUUUGGAUACCUGGGAGAUGCGGUGGUGUGA
Messenger RNA from Ascochyta rabiei, 1968 nucleotides. RefSeq lists its product as uncharacterized. NCBI's taxonomy places the organism in Eukaryota, Fungi, Ascomycota, Dothideomycetes, Pleosporales, Didymellaceae. The coding region runs from base 1 to 1968 and encodes 655 amino acids. The transcript is spliced from 3 exons. The record is from RefSeq and is a predicted model, not a curated record.